AAAAAGAAUACAAAAUAUCGUUAUUGAUGGAUUAUUAGUAUUUUACCCUUUUCCUCCCUUAAUUUGAUAAUUAAUUUGAUUAAACAAAUCAGGACUCUGUGAUGAUGAGAAGUGAAUUACAAGCAACCAUGGAGAAUGGUACUCUGUAGAUAAUCCCCAUCUCCUCUAUCUUCUCUAUCUUCUUCCUCCUCACUCUCAGAGCUCCUCUCUGUGUGGUUCUCUGCAACUAUUCAUCUCUUUAUCGAGCUAUUGAACUUGUAACCCUUCUAAAAUUACUGGGUUUUUUGUUUUUUCUGGGUUUAAUUAUUAUUUGAAGUCGAGAUGCCAGGUCUUGUAUCUCUAAAAACUCCUCCAAAUGCUACACCUCUUCAAAUUCACGUCUCUAAUGGCGAUCGGGAGAUUCAAAAUCAUGACGAAGGUUCUGAAAUCUCAAACCCUAGGGUUAGAUCACCGAUGCCGAAGCGACCACCAUCUCCUUCCUCUUCACGGAUUAAGCCUUCGCCAGACCGUAGCUCCGGUAAGAAGAAAACACCUGAGAAGCCGAAAAUCGAUGAAUCUUCUCUUGACAAUCCCGAUCUCGGUCCUUUCCUUCUUAAGCUCGCUCGUGACACGAUAGCCAAUGGAGAGAGCCCGACUAAAGCAUUGGAUUUUGCGGUUCGAGCUUCAAAAUCGUUCGAGCGUUGCGCUGAAGAAGGUGAGCCGAGCUUGGAGUUGGCUAUGAGCUUGCAUGUCGUUUCGGCUAUUUACUGUAGCUUGGGAAGGUUCGAGGAGGCGAUCCCGGAGCUUGAGCGGGCGAUUUCAGUCCCGGAUGUUGCGAGAGGACUAGACCACGCGCUUGCUGCGUUCUCAGGCUAUAUGCAGCUUGGAGAUACACAUUCCAUGCUCGGUCAGCUUGACAAAUCGAUUGCCUGUUACGAUGCUGGAUUGAAGAUCCAGAUGGAAGCUUUGGGUGAAUCAGAUCCGAGGGUCGCAGAAACUUGCAGGUACUUGGCUGAAGCCCAUGUCCAAGGUAUGCAAUUUGAUGAAGCUGAAAAGCUAUGCAAGAAAACCCUUGAAAUCCACCGUGAGCACAGUGCACCAGCAUCCCUUGAAGAAGCUGCUGAUCGCCGGUUAAUGGCUCUAAUAUGUGAAGCAAAGGGAGACUAUGAAUCUGCCCUUGAGCACCUUGUUCUUGCCAGUAUGAUCAUGAUUGCCAAUAGCCAAGACAACGAGGUUGCGGCAAUUGAUGUCAGCAUUGGUGAUAUUUACCAGUCUCUUAGCCGCUUCGAUGAGGCUGUCUUCUCCUACCAGAAGGCCUUGACUGUAUUCAAAUCUACUAAGGGUGACAAUCACCCUUUGGUUGCAUCAGUCUUCGUACGGCUAGCUGACCUAAACUACAAGACAGGAAAGCUUCGGGAGUCCAAAUCCUAUUGUGAAAGUGCUUUGAGGAUAUAUACAAAACCUGUUCCUGGAACUGCUGCAGAGGAGAUAGCCAGUGGGCUUACAGAAAUCUCAGCUGUAUAUGAAGCUUUAAAUGAACCUGAUGAAGCAUUGAAACUCUUGCAGAAGGCAAUGAAGUCGCUAGAAGACACACCAGGGCAGAGAAGCACAAUUGCAGGGAUAGAAGCACAAAUGGGUGUAAUGUACUACAUGGUUGGUAGGUAUGCAGAGUCUAGAUACUCUUUUGAGAGUGCUGUGGAGAGGCUUAGAGCCAGUGGGGAGAGGAAAUCAGCCUUCUUUGGGGUUAUGUUGAACCAAAUGGGUUUGGCUUGUGUGCAGCUGUAUAAAAUAGAUGAGGCUGCAGAGUUAUUUGAAGAAGCAAGGGGGAUACUGGAGAAGGAGUGUGGUCUGUAUCAUCCAGAUACUCUUGGUGUAUAUAGUAAUCUUGCAGCAACCUAUGAUGCCAUGGGCAGGGUAGAUGAUGCUAUAGAGAUCUUGGAAUACAUUCUUAAGGUGAGGGAAGAAAAGCUUGGAACAGCGAAUCCUGACGUUGAUGAUGAGAAGAAAAGGCUAGCUGAUCUACUUAAAGAAGCAGGCAGAAAUCGGAAUAAAAAAGCUAAAUCACUUGAAAAUCUUCUUGGUUCUAGCACUCAGAGGAUUAAGAAAGAGGUAACAAGGAGAUGGUCAGGCUUGGGCUUCAAAACUUGACAAAUCAUUGUCCUUUUCUGAGUACUCACUUUCUGUACCAUAAAAGAAAAUUGUGUAAAGUGUCAAGAGUUGUGCUUCAUAUUUCUUGAGAUACAUGUCAUGUAGGGUCAGGCUUGAUUUCGUUUCUUAUUUUUUUUUGUUUUUGUUUUUUUUUUUUUAAUAUUGAUGUGUGCUCUUGAAUCUGUUCACUGCCUUUGGGGUGGUGGGGUGGGGUGGGGGGGGGGGAGUUGAGAUUUGUUGAGUGAAUAUAUAUUUAUGGUUGCUUCUUUGUCAGGAAUAUGUCUUUGGGAAAAUGUAGGAACUGGUGUUCCUUGUUCAUUGUAAGUUCUUGAACUCCCAAUUAUUCUAGGAAUGAACAGGAAUAUAGGGCACCUGGCCUUCUUUUC
Messenger RNA from Macadamia integrifolia, 2513 nucleotides. Its product is annotated as protein KINESIN LIGHT CHAIN-RELATED 1-like. The record is from RefSeq and is a predicted model, not a curated record. NCBI's taxonomy places the organism in Eukaryota, Viridiplantae, Streptophyta, Magnoliopsida, Proteales, Proteaceae. The transcript is spliced from 3 exons. Gene Ontology annotation, molecular function: protein binding. Bases 322 to 2127 code for a protein of 601 amino acids.